Messenger RNA from Sphenostylis stenocarpa, 510 nucleotides. NCBI's taxonomy places the organism in Eukaryota, Viridiplantae, Streptophyta, Magnoliopsida, Fabales, Fabaceae. The record is from the annotation of a GenBank genome assembly.
AUGGUGGAUGGUUUUGUAACUUCCGAGGUUUUUCAAGGUUUGGUGUUUGUUGAUCGUGGUUUCCUGUUAGAUGGUUCAGAAUCCUUGUUUUUCUUGUAUUCUGAAACUGUUGGUGGUUUACGCAGAAGCGAUCUGUGUUGGGUGUUGUCAAGUUUCGAUCAAGCUAAGUACAUGGUUGAAUUGGAAAUCCAAGUCCCCACCCCAUUUGACCCAUUUGCUGAGGCGAGAGAAUCGGAUGCCCCCGGAGCGAAGGAGUAUGUGCACAUUCGGAUCCAGCAGAGGAAUGGGAAGAAGAGUCUGACCACAGUGCAAGGCUUGAAGAAGCAGUUCAGCUACGAGAAGAUCCUCAAGGACCUCAAGAAAGAGUUCUGCUGCAACGGCAAUGUGGUGCAGGACAAAGAGCUUGGCAAGAUAAUUCAGCUCCAAGGUGACCAGCGCAAGAACGUCUCACACUUCUUGGUCCAGGCCGGUCUUGUCAGGAAGGACCAGAUCAAGAUUCAUGGUUUUUGA